Molecule: messenger RNA, 5769 nt
Organism: Penicillium brevicompactum
Lineage: Eukaryota; Fungi; Ascomycota; Eurotiomycetes; Eurotiales; Aspergillaceae
Exons: 3
Coding region: 1-5769 (1922 amino acids)
Biological process (GO): nucleoside metabolic process
Molecular function (GO): catalytic activity; protein binding
Source: RefSeq, a predicted model, not a curated record
AUGGCAUCCACAUCUUAUUAUGGAGUCAAUGAUGGGUUUCAAAUAGGUAAUAACCAUGGCACAAUCACGAUAGAACACCAUCUGUCUAAGCGACCAAAGACUUUCCACCAUGAGGGUUUGCCUACCCCACGACACAAUCAGUACACUGUCGCAUGGAUCUGCGCGCUGUACAUAGAGAUGGCAGCAGCACAGGCCAUGCUGGAUGAGUUUCAUGAAGCUCUUCCUACCCAUGCGGACGACAGGAAUACCUAUGUACUAGGAACCAUCAAUCGACACAAUGUCGUCAUUGCGUGUUUACCAGAAGGGCAGUAUGGAACAAACAACGCCGCGAUCGUCAUGACGAACAUGAAGCGGACUUUUCCAGCGAUUCGCGCAUGUUUAAUGGUUGGGAUUGGCGGUGGGGUGCCAAGCAAGGCUGAUGUGCGUUUGGGUGAUAUUGUCGUCGGAACAAGGGUUAUGCAGUGUGAUCUUGGGAAAAUCCUUGCAGACGGACAGCUCCAGCGAACGGCAAUUCCUAGAAUUCCUCAUCAGUUGCUUGGUACGGCUGUGUCUACACUCCGUUCGAAACACGAACUCGGCCCCAACCGGGUCAUAUCUAUCUUACAACAGAAACUAGAAGAACAACCCUCGUACUCUCGCCCGAAUUCACCGGAUCUUCUGUUCCAUGCGACCUAUGAUCAUGAAUCUCUAACCGGUAGCUGUGACGGGUGCGACCACUCAAAGCUAGUCCCAAGAAGCAGACGGAUGUUGGACGACGUAAGAAUCCAUUAUGGCGCAAUUGCCUCGGGGAACCAAGUCAUGAGGGACGGCACAACACGGGACGGCAUUGCUCGACAGCUAGAUGUCAUAUGUUUUGAGAUGGAAAGUGCUGGUCUGAUGGAUGUCCUCCCGUGUCUUCCAAUUCGGGGAAUUUGCGACUAUUCAGACUCUCACAAAAGCAAACAAUGGCAGAGAUAUGCAGCAGCAACCGCGGCCGCAUACGCAAGACAAUUGCUUGAGGAGUUACCCGUGACCGAAUCACCUAAAAGUAUUUUCGAGCAAAUGGAUUCCCGGAGAACGACCAUCAAAGAAGAACAGAAAAAGACGUGUCGCUGGUUUCUCAAUCAUCCGUAUUACGAAGCAUGGCUUGAUCCUGCCAGAUUGACGCAACAUCAUGGCUUUCUGUGGAUCAGUGGUAAGCCCGGGGCUGGAAAGUCGACAAUCAUGAAAUUUGCAUACUCCAACAUGAAGGGCAAGGCCCGUCCAAAGCAUGCCAUCACAGCUUCCUUUUUCUUCAACGCUCGAGGGGAUUACUUGGAAAAAUCUAUCACAGGGAUGUACCGAUCAUUGCUACUUCAACUACUAGAAGGCUACCCUGUCCUCCAGGUUGACCUAUUUUCCAAUGCAGUUUGCACGCUCGGACAACGCUCGUUUACCUGCUUCGUUGACGCUCUUGAUGAGUGUGAUGAACAACAAGUUGUGGACAUGGUGCAGUACUUUGAAGACCUGGCUGAAAAAUCAACAGGCAAAGGCGUCCAAUUCCGAACCUGCUUUUCGAGUCGACACUAUCCAUACAUCUUCAUACAACGGGGUCUCCGACUUACACUGGAGGAUCAGUCAGGUCAUGCGGAAGACUUGGCAACCUACGUCACAGACCGCCUCCUGAUCAAAGAACCAACGCUUGUUGAAGAGCUGCAACCACAACUUCUCGGUAAAGCUGCUGGUGUUUUUAUGUGGAUCGUUUUGGUUGUCGGUAUUCUGAACAAGGAGUACCGACGGGGAGGAAUGGCUCUGAGAAAGAGACUCGCGGAAAUACCUAGUGAUCUGAGCGACCUGUUCAAGGAUAUCUUGAGGCGUGACAAUGAAAAUAUGGAGGCUCUCCUGCUUUGCAUCCUCUGGAUUCUGUUCGCAAAGGAACCUCUGCGACCGCAGGAAUUUUAUCAUGCUCUCUGGUCCGGGUUGUCUCUGAACAGAUUAGUCGAUAGCCAAAUCCCAGAUAUCACCGUCUUCGGUACUGGUGUUGGCCUUGACAGUGUCAACAGAUAUGUGAUUAGUUCCUCAAAGGGACUUGCCGAGACCACAAAAUCUAGCCAGCCGACGGUUCAAUUCAUCCAUGAAUCUGUUCGAGACUUUCUUAUCAAGGACAAAGGUCUAUAUGAAUUGUGGCCUGAGCUUGGAUUCAACUGCGAGGGCGUAGGCCAUGAGAAACUGAAACAAUGCUGCAGCGUCUAUACUAAUCACAAAUUGAUAUGUGAAUCUGUCACCAAGCUGUUGCCGGAGACUCACUCCGACGGACGGAGGGAAAUCUCAAAGAACUACCCGUUUUUGGGGUAUGCGAUUCAGCAUGUUCUUUACCAUGCGAAUGCUGCGGCGCAUGUUCUCCCUCAAGACGAGUUUCUUUCCUCUUUUCCCAUCUCUAACUGGGUUCAGACAAACAAUGUUUUUGAAAAGUUCAAGUCCCACAAAUACAGCAAGCAUGCAAGUCUAUCUUACGUCCUGGCAGAUAGAGGGUGUUCUGAGCUUAUUCGCUUAAGACCCAAAGAAGAUCCGCAACUCCAGGUCAUUGGGGAGAGAUACAAGUACCCAAUAUUUGCCGCGUUGGCUAAUGGGAGCAAAAACACCGUGGCUGCUCUUCUGAACUCAGUUUCAUACAUUCAAAAUGGAGCCGACAUUACGGAGGGCUUGAAUCACAAAAAAGACUUCAAGGGGUACAAAAGUCGAACACCGCUAUCUUGGGCCGCCCAGGAUGGUCGGGCAGAAAUUGUCAAGCUACUCCUACAGAGUGGAUCGUCUGUUCAUGACAUGGAUAGCGGGGGGCAAACACCACUUCUACGGGCCUCGGCGAAUGGUCACGAGGCGGUAGCGAGGCUUCUUAUUGAAAAGGGAGCUGACGUCAACGCCAGCGACAAGGAUGGACAAACACCACUUCAACGGGGCUCAAUGAAUGGCUUCAAGGCAAUAGCGGCGCUUCUUAUUGACAAGGGAGCCGACAUCAACGCCAGCGACAAGGAUGGACGGACACCGCUUCAACGGUCCUUAUCGAAUGGCCACGAGGCAGUAGCAGCGCUUCUCGUUUAUAAGGGAGCUGACGUCAACGCCAGCGACAAGGAUAGACAAACACCGCUUCAAUGGUCUUCAGCGAAUGGCCACGAGGCGGUAGCGGCGCUUCUCAUUGACAAGGGAGCCGAUGUUAACACUGGCGAUAAACAUGGAUGGACACCGCUUCUACGGGCCUCAGCGAAUGGCCAGGAGGCGGUAGCGAGGCUUCUUAUUGACAAGGGAGCUGACGUCAACGCCAGCGACAAGGAUGGACAAACACCACUUCAACGGUCCUUAUCGAAUGGCCACGAGGCAGUAGCGGCGCUUCUCGUUGAUAAGGGAGCUGACGUUAAUGCCAGCGACAAGGAUAGACGGACACCGCUUCAAUGGUCUUCGGCGAUUGGCCACGAGGCAGUAGCAAGGUUUCUUGUUGACAAGGGAGCCGACAUUAACGCCAGCGACAAGGAUGGACGGACACCACUUCAACGGUCCUCAGCGAAUGGCCACGAGGCGGUAGCGGCGCUUCUCAUUGACAAGGGAGCCGAUGUUAACACUGGCGAUAAACAUGGAUGGACACCGCUUCUACGGGCCUCAGCGAAUGGCCAGGAGGCGGUAGCGAGGCUUCUUAUUGAAAAGGGAGCUGACGUCAACGCCAGCGACAAGGAUAGACAAACACCGCUUGAAUGGUCUUCGGCGAGUGGCCAUGAGGCAGUAGCAAGGCUUCUCAUUGACAAGGGAGCCGAUGUUAACACUGGCGACAAUUAUGGAUGGACACCGCUUCUACGGGCCUCAGCGAAUGGCCAGGAGGCGGUAGCGAGGCUUCUUAUUGACAAGGGAGCCGACAUCAACGCCAGCGACAAGGAUGGACAAACACCGCUUCAAUGGGCCUCAAUGAAUGGCCGCGAGGCGGUAGCGAGGCUUCUUAUUGACAAGGGAGCCGACAUCAACGCCAGCGACAAGGAUGGACAAACACCGCUUCAGCGGGCCUCAAUGAAUGGCUAUAAGGCAAUGGCGGCGCUUCUCAUCGAUAAGGGAGCCGACAUCAACGCCAGCGACAAGGAUGGACGAACACCGCUUCAGCGGGCCUCAAUGAAUGGCUAUAAGGCAAUGGCGGCGCUUCUCAUCGAUAAGGGAGCCGACAUCAACGCCAGCGACAAGGAUGGAUGGACACCGCUUCAACGGUCCUCAGCGAAUGGCCACGAGUCGGUAGCGGCGGUUCUCAUCGAUAAGGGAGCCGACGUCAACGGCACCGACGAUUUUGGUUGGACACCGCUUCGAUGCUCCUUGGCAAAUGGCCACGAGGUAGUAGCGGGGCUUCUCAUUGACAAGGGAGCUGACGUCAACGGCACCGACGAUUUUGGUUGGACACCGCUUCUACGGGCCUCAGCGAAUGGCCAUGAGGCGGUAGCAAGGCUUCUUAUUAACAAGGGAGCCGACAUCAACGCCAGCGACAAGGAUGGACGGACACCACUUCAACGGUCUUCGGCGAGUGGCCAUGAGGCAGUAGCAAGGCUUCUUAUUAACAAGGGAGCCGACAUCAACGCCAGCGACAAGGAUGGACGGACACCGCUUCUACGGGCCUCAGCGAAUGGCCACGAGGCAGUAGCGAGGCUUCUUAUUGAAAAGGGAGCUGACGUCGACGCUAACGACAAGGAUGGAUGGACACCACUUCAACGGUCCUUAUCGAAUGGCCGCGAGGCAAUAGCGAUGCGUCUUAUUCACAAGGAAGCCGACGUCAACACCAGCGACAAAUUUGGACAAACACCACUUCAAUGGGCCUCGGCGAAUGGCUACGAGGCAAUAGCGGGGCUUCUUGUUGACAAGGGAGCCGAAAUCAACGCCAGCGACAAGGAUGGACGGACAUCACUUCAACGGUCCUCAAUGAAUGGCCACGAAGCGGUAGCAAGCCUUCUUAUCGAUAAGGGAGCCGAAGUCAACGGCACCGACGAUUUUGGUUGGACACCGCUUCAAUGCUCCUUGGCGAAUGGCCACAAGGCAGUAGCGGCACUUCUCGUUGAUAAGGGAGCUGACGUCAACGCCAGCGACAAGGAUAGACAAACACCGCUUCAAUGGUCUUCAGCAAAUGGCAACAAGGCAGUAGCAAGGCUUCUCAUCGAGAAGGGAGCCGACGUCAACGCCACCGACGCUUUUGGUUGGACACCGCUUCAACGGUCCUCAGCGAAUGGCCACGAGUCGGUAGUGAGGCUUCUCAUUGACAAGGGAGCUGACAUCAAAACCAGCGACAAAGAUGGACAAACACCGCUUCAAUGGUCCUCGGGGAAUGGCCACGAGGCAGUAGCAGCGCUUCUCGUUGAUAAGGGAGCUGACGUCAGCGCCAGCGACAAGGAUAGACAAACACCGCUUCAAUGGUCUUCAGCGAAUGGCCACGAGGCAGUAUCAAGGCUUCUCAUCGAGAAGGGAGCCGACGUCAACGCCACCGACGCUUUUGGUUGGACACCGCUUCAACGGUCCUCAGCGAAUGGCCACGAGGCAGUAUCAAGGCUUCUCAUCGAGAAGGGAGCCGACGUCAACGCCACCGACGCUUUUGGUUGGACACCGCUUCAACGGUCCUCAGCGAAUGGCCACGAGUCGGUAGCGAGGCUUCUCAUUUACAAGGGAGCCGACAUCAACGCCAGCGACAAGGAUGGACAAACACCGCUUCAAUGGUCCUCGGCGAAUGACCACGAGGCGGUAGCGAGGCUUCCGAUGAACCAAGGUCCCCAAGAUGGGCUGGAGUGGACAAGUCAGUAA